AUGGAUCAAGCGUAUGCUGUGGACCAUUAUCCCUAUUCGGAGCUACAACAUGCUGGCUUCUUCAUCCUAUUCUUCUUCCCUGCGCUGGCUCUGAUUGUGGUGAUGAUGCGGAUGUAUAGUCGGACAAGGACCAAGCAGAUCGGAUGGGACGAUGCAUUGAUUUGCAUGGCCAUGUUACUGUCAAUUGCGGAGACGGGGGCUUCAUACAUGGGUAUGCGAAAGGCGUAUUUGGGCGUUCACGUUUACGACAUCCCGCCAACGGCUGAUAUGAGUCAAGGGCUGUUCUGGAAUUACGUGAUACAGACGCUCUACAACCCGAUUCUUGCCUUGGUCAAGAGCUCCGUAUUGUUGUUCAUGCUACGGCUUGGAGGCCACCGGAAAUCUGUUCGCUACUGCAUCCACGGACUCAACAUUUUCAACAUAGGGCUUAUGGUUGCUAUCUUUGUCACCGUCAUAUUCCAAUGCAAACCCAUAUCCUAUUUCUGGGGACGAGUUGCCGAUCCUGAGUUGCAAGGCACAUGCGUCAACACUGGUGCAUUCUAUGUCUCAACUGCAGCUCUGACAAUUGUGACUGAUCUUCUGGUACUUGCGCUACCUUUUUGGAUAUUUCUGCGACUCAAAAUGGCCUUGAGAGUCAAGUUGGCGUUAAUGGCAGUCUUCCUCCUCGGCGGGGUUGUAACAGUCGUUAGCAUUCUUCGCCUCCAAUGGAUAGCCGAAACUUCGUUCUACCCUUCGCAAGUCGACCCUACGUACGAUAUCCGUUUCACGUACUCUGCUGCCGAGACCAAUCUGGCAAUCAUCACCGCCUCAGGGCCUGCGUUGCGCCCCUUGUUGGUUCGAUGGUUCCCUCGAUUCUUUGCGUCGCUUACUGGAAACUCUAUUCCCAAAUAUCCGUACAGUUCGAAUAGAUACAACCUUAGCGAACGAUUGGAGGCGAGGACGAAGUCAACCAGAAGUGGCCUAGCGGGUCGAUAUGGCACUUCAUCAUACGCAACAAAGGAUACCGAGCGGGGGGCCCGUGUGCGAGACCAGUCCCCAGCUACCAGCGAGGAGGAAAUUAUGGCGUACAGUGGAAUUAUAAGGACAACCGAAGUCAAACUCGAGUUUGGUCAUCCGCAAUCGCCCCGAACAAUACAAAGCCAGAAGAGCCAAUUGCAUCCGAGCUUUUGA
Messenger RNA from Neoarthrinium moseri, 1170 nucleotides. RefSeq lists its product as uncharacterized. The transcript has 6 exons. NCBI's taxonomy places the organism in Eukaryota, Fungi, Ascomycota, Sordariomycetes, Amphisphaeriales, Apiosporaceae. The record is from RefSeq and is a predicted model, not a curated record. The coding region runs from base 1 to 1170 and encodes 389 amino acids.